AUUCUACAUCGCUAGAUAGCGCAGUGAAAGUACAUUAACGCCAUUUUACGUCUCGCGAGAAGACAUGAUUUCAUCUUGUUGCUUAAAAUAAUAUUGUUGUGUUGCUUUUUAUUCUAAAUCUUUGCAAAUAAAUAAAAAAUCAAGAUGAUAAGUGUAGAAAUUUCUACCGGAAGAUCCAUUGAGCAAAUAUUUGUUAGCGACUUAUUGCUUUCAAUCGACGAAAUCUGGGAACGAUUUGAAAUAAUAACUGGCGCAUCGAGAAAAAAUUUUUAUGUAGUUAAAAAUGGCCGAACUAUUGGGGAAAAUAAUGAACUUUUGGAUGGGCGUGCAACCAUCGUUCCUAAAUUAAUUGGAGGAAAAGGUGGCUUUGGCUCCAUGUUACGAGCCAUUGGUGCACAGAUAGAAAAAACUACAAAUCGCGAAGCUUGCAGAGAUUUGAGUGGACGUAGAUUGAGAGAUAUUAACGAAGAGAAAAGACUCAAAUCUUGGAUCGAAAAGCAAGCUGAACAUAAAAAGGAAGCAGCUGAGCGUAGAAAAAGGAAGUUGGAAAGACUUUGUGCAGAACCGAAACAUGAGUUUAAAGAUCAAAAUUAUGAAAAGAGAAGAUCAACUGUCUCUGAAAUGAUUGAGGAGGCAGUAGAACAAGGAUUAAAAUGUGCUGCUGCUGAUUGUUCAACUAUGAAAAGGAAGCGCGAAGAAGAAGUUAAAAGUAAUAAGAAGAGAAACAUUUUUUACUUAGAUAUUGAUUCAGAUGAGCUCGAUACUACUACAGAUGACGAUAGUGAUACAGAAGAUUCUGCACCAUCGACAUCCACAUCCGAUCAACAAAUAUCUAGUAAUAGACUUUCUAGCGAUGAGACUAAUAAUGACAAUGAGAAAUUAAAAGAAACGAAAGUUUCAGAUUUAAUUGCUUCUGAAACUGUUAAUGCACAGACUGAUAUUUCAGUAGAAUAUUCUAAAGACAAAAUUGAAGAUACUAAAAACGUAAAUGUAGAUGAUAAGAGUGAAACUACUAAUGAAGUUUUAAUAUAAUAAUAAAUAAUCUAAUUGAAUAUAGAUUUGUACUUUAUAGUAGUGUAAUAUAAAUUUUAUUCAUUUUUACUUUAUUAGUAAAAUAGAUAUU
Messenger RNA from Polistes canadensis, 1123 nucleotides. Its product is annotated as protein SDE2 homolog. The record is from RefSeq and is a predicted model, not a curated record. Gene Ontology annotation, cellular component: nucleus. The coding region runs from base 145 to 1032 and encodes 295 amino acids. The transcript has 2 exons. Lineage: Eukaryota; Metazoa; Arthropoda; Insecta; Hymenoptera; Vespidae.